This is a messenger RNA of Daucus carota subsp. sativus, 1094 nucleotides long. Its product is annotated as protein MIS12 homolog. The record is from RefSeq and is a predicted model, not a curated record. Bases 149 to 874 code for a protein of 241 amino acids. Gene Ontology annotation, biological process: kinetochore assembly; mitotic sister chromatid segregation; mitotic cell cycle. The transcript has 7 exons. Gene Ontology annotation, cellular component: chromosome, centromeric region; nucleus; MIS12/MIND type complex. Lineage: Eukaryota; Viridiplantae; Streptophyta; Magnoliopsida; Apiales; Apiaceae.
ACAGAAAAAAAUUGCAAAAACAAAUACAGGAACACUAGUGAAAGUGUUUGGAGUAUUAGUGAAACUGUGAAUAACACGAGUGAUUCCGGGUGAAUGGCAGUGUUAAUUUGAAUUGAGAGGCGGCAAACAAACACAUAAUUGGGAAAGCAUGGAAGGCAGUGAAAGCGAAGCCAUCUUUGAUUCUCUCAACCUCAAUCCCCAACUCUUUCUCAACGAGAUUUUCAAUCGACUCGACGAUUUAGUCGAUGGCGCCUUCCAUUGCUUUCAUCAGGAGGCUUCAACUGGACUCAAAAUUGAGGGCACUGAUAGAGCAGAUGAGCUGAAGAAGGGUGUAGUUUAUUUACAGAACAGGAUUCAUUCGGCUUUGGAUAGGCCGUUAACUAUGUGGGAAAAGUAUUGUUUGCGCCAUUGUUUCGCUGUUCCUCUAGGAUUCACGCUGCCCGCAAAUAAUGAAUCAACUGGUGAAGUAGCUAUGGAUGUUGAUGUCACUGAUGACACAGAGCUGGAUUUGCAGUUAAACUCCUUGAGGAAAAGGCUUGUUUUGGUUGGAAAAGAAUCUGCAGAGCUGAACAGAGAGCUUAGAAUGCUGGAAAGGCAGUCGUCGUUGAGCAACCAAUGUUCAAGGUCUUUAGAUGAAGCAGUACAGUUGUGUGGACAAUAUUUUGACCUAGACAUGUUUGAAGAGUUAAAGAAAACUGCAUCACAGCUUCGUACAAAGUUGGAGAAGCUGAAGACGAACAGAGUGGAAGAAAAUGACUGUAUUAUAAUGAACAGAAUGCAUACAUCUGAUGGAACUCUGUUUGGGGUUAAUCAUGGAAAUGGCCUGGCAAAUACAACACUUGAAGAGCUUCAACAGUUGAUGAAUGAUGUAUAGUUUCAGGUUGUAUAUAUACACCUUUGGCAGUUCUGUCUUAAGGUUUGUAAGACUACAAGUUUGUCUGGGGAUUGCACCCUAUUUGUGUGUACACCUUUGCUAAAAACCAUAUAAAUAGAGUAACAACUUAAGUUACUAGAAAAUUACUGUGUUUUCUAAUGUUUUUUAUGUGUCAAGAGUGUUCUGUAAUGUUUUAUUAUUAUAAAUUUGUUAUUACUAU